AUGGUAUUCUUUAAAAAUGUGUAUAUUGCUCUUAAAAUAGCCCAUGAUGAGACUUAUGUUGAUACGCACUCCGACAUUCAGGAUUUUGAAGUCCUGGAUUUUCCGGAAAAGCGCAUCUUGAAAGGUGAUUGUCCAUCCCCUCCAAAUAUACCAAACACAAGCCCAGUUGCUGAGACAUCUGGAACCACAGGACAAGAAAUUGUUUACACAUGUGAUCGUAGUACUGGUUAUUAUGAAAUUCCUGGCAAAAGUACAACCAUUACCUGUCAAGCUGAUGGCACUUGGACAGUUAUUGAAGAAUUCUGCACAAGAGGUUGUGGUGUCCUGCCUCGAUUUUCGGAAGCGUUGCCUACAGAUGAUGCUCUUAAUCGGAAUAUAUAUCUUCCUAAUGUAACAGUGACCUAUAACUGUAGGCCUGGCUUUGUACGAAUUCCUGGCUUGAUGAGGUUAAUAACCUGCCUAGAGAACUAUACAUGGUCUACUCCUGACCCAUUCUGCCAGCGCAGAUCAUGUGGUAACCCAGGAGAAAUAGAAAAUGGAGAAAUGGAGACUGCUGACAUGCUUUUUGGAUCCAGAGUGACCUAUACAUGUAAUGCAGGGUAUCGUAUGCAAAGCAGACGCAAUUACAGGGACUGCCAAGCAGAUGGAACUUGGAGCAAUGCUGCUCCUCAAUGUGAUGUGGUAAUAUGUGAAGCACCAAAUGUACUAAGUGAUAUAACAAUUGAACCACAAAAGGACGAGUACAAUUAUUUGGAUUCUGUAAGCUUUUCCUGCCGGAAGCCUUUAGAAAUUGCGGGUAAUGCAUCAGUACACUGUACAGCAGAUGGGACUUGGAGUUCUGAUUUUCCCACAUGCAAAGCUGUAAAUUGCCCUGAUCCUCAUGUGCCAAAUUCAAAAAGAGAGUCUGGAUUUGUUGGUCCAUAUGGACUGAAUUCAGCUAUAACGUUUAAGUGUAAAGAAGACUUUGUUCUGAAGGGAUCCAGUACAAUCACAUGCAACAUUGAUAGUCAGUGGGAAACCGGAAUUCCUGAGUGUAAAAAGGUAUCAUGUGGAGAUCUUGGCACUCUAGCAAAUGGUCUGAUAACUUAUCAAAGUACGGUGUUAGGCGCAACAGCCACUUACAAAUGCAACAAAGGACUGGAGGAUCUGAGCAAACCAAAGUAA
This is a messenger RNA of Nanorana parkeri, 1164 nucleotides long. Its product is annotated as complement decay-accelerating factor-like. Gene Ontology annotation, biological process: negative regulation of complement activation, classical pathway. NCBI's taxonomy places the organism in Eukaryota, Metazoa, Chordata, Amphibia, Anura, Dicroglossidae. The record is from RefSeq and is a predicted model, not a curated record. Bases 1 to 1164 code for a protein of 387 amino acids. The transcript is spliced from 10 exons.